Galeopterus variegatus (Sunda flying lemur) is the source of this 1291-nucleotide messenger RNA. It is a transcript of the gene RPUSD4, whose product is annotated as RNA pseudouridylate synthase domain containing 4. Gene Ontology annotation, biological process: pseudouridine synthesis. The record is from RefSeq and is a predicted model, not a curated record. Lineage: Eukaryota; Metazoa; Chordata; Mammalia; Dermoptera; Cynocephalidae. The coding region runs from base 1 to 1131 and encodes 376 amino acids. Gene Ontology annotation, molecular function: pseudouridine synthase activity; RNA binding. The transcript has 7 exons.
AUGGCAGCGGCCGGCUGCAGUGCUCCGGGCCUCUGGGUCCGGGGUACCGGGCAGCGUUUGGGGAGUCUCUUCACUCUCGUUUCAAAGCCAUUUUGUUCCGCCGCUGCUGCCUCUAGGCCCCUGGAUGCCCUGCGACUAGCGGAGAGGCUCCGAGCCCAGAAACGGGAACAAAAGACCAAGAUCGUGUCGGUACCCACAAACCCUGUUCAGCGGAGGGUGCAAGAAUUAGUGCGGUUCACACAGCAGCUGCAGCGAGUCCACCCCAACGUGCUUGCUAAGGCAUUGAGCCGAGGGAUUCUCCACCAGGACAAGGACCUUGUGGUCAUCGAUAAGCCCUACGGUCUCCCCGUACAUGGUGGCCCUGGAGUCCAGCUCUGCAUCAGUGAUGUACUUCCUAUCCUGGCAAAGAUACUUCAUGGUCACAAGGCAGAGCCCUUGCAUCUGUGCCACCGGCUGGACAAGGAGACCACAGGCGUAAUGGUGUUGGCUUGGGAGAAGGAAGUGGCACAUCAAGUCCAAGAAUUGUUUAGAACCCGUCAGGUGUCAAAGAAGUACUGGGCCAUCACUGUGCGUGUCCCUGUGCCCUCAGCAGGAGUUGUGGAUAUCCCCAUCAUUGAGAAGGAGGUGCAAGGCCAGCAGCAACACCACAAGAUGACGCUGUCCCCAAGCUACCGCAUGGACAAUGGGAAAAUGGUGAAAAGACGGACCAGCCGGAAUGCACACCUCGCUGUAACUCAGUACCAGGUGCUAAGCAGCACUCUGUCCUCUGCCCUUGUGGAGCUCCAGCCUGUUACUGGAAUAAAACAUCAGCUUCGAGUUCACCUGUCUUUUGGGUUGGAUUGUCCAGUCCUUGGUGAUCACAAGUACUCAGACUGGAAUAGAUUGGCCCCACAGAAGCUGUCUGUUGGCAUCCUAAAGAGGCUGGGGCUGCAACAGUCGAAGGCCCGCCACGUCCCCCUUCACCUGCAUGCCCGGCAACUGGUCCUACCUGCCGUGGGGUCCAGGAAGGAGGAACUCAACUUGGUGUGCAAGCUUCCUCGCUUCUUUGUACACUCCCUGAGGCGUCUGGGUUUAGAGAUGCCAGAUCAGGAUCAAAAUGGGGGCAAUGAAGCUGGGCCACUGGGAGCAUAGUGAAGACUGUUGGGCAGUUUGGCCCCGAACUCUUCCCUUUGUUUAAUGGACUCUGCUGGCUUCUCCCUUAGAACAGACUCCAGAAGAGCCAGGUGGGAUAAGUUAAAGAGACUCAGCUACUUCAGAGAUUUUCAUGGAGAAUAAAGUCGAUGUACUGACA